Xyrauchen texanus (razorback sucker) is the source of this 8304-nucleotide messenger RNA. RefSeq names its product acetyl-CoA carboxylase alpha (gene acaca). The record is from RefSeq and is a predicted model, not a curated record. The transcript is spliced from 55 exons. Gene Ontology annotation, molecular function: ATP binding; metal ion binding; acetyl-CoA carboxylase activity. NCBI's taxonomy places the organism in Eukaryota, Metazoa, Chordata, Actinopteri, Cypriniformes, Catostomidae. Gene Ontology annotation, biological process: fatty acid biosynthetic process. The coding region runs from base 184 to 7353 and encodes 2389 amino acids.
GGCUGGAACUACAGAACCCUCACCAGUAUGGCGCUAUAUAGUCUGUUCUUCACCACCGGAGGGAAGAAAUGUUUCAAUUAGGAGUGAAUUCUUCCACUCGAUCUUAAACGUCCGUAUAAACGUAUCAGAAUUGCUAGCAGACUCUUUUCACACGUGCUUGCAGCCUGUAAGUGUCGCGUACCCAUGGCAGAGCAGGACUUGGUGGAGAAGAAACUGCCAGCUGUGGCUGCACUGCACUCUCACUUCAUCGUCGGCUCUGUGUCGGAGGAUAACUCGGAGGAUGAGACCGCCGGAAAGGUAGACCUGCAGAUGGAAGACAAUCAGCGUUCCCUUUCUCCCUCCUCUGUCAGCUCAGACAGCACUUAUGAGAUGGGCUUUGAAAGUCUGGAUGGCCCCUUGCACAACAUGAGACCUAGCAUGUCAGGACUUCACCUUGUAAAGCAGGGCAGAGACCGAAGACGCAUCGACCUGCAGAGAGACUUUACCGUGGCUUCACCAGCUGAGUUUGUCACCCGCUUUGGUGGCAACAAAGUCAUUGAGAAGGUCCUUAUCGCCAACAAUGGCAUCGCUGCAGUCAAGUGCAUGCGCUCUAUCCGUCGCUGGGCUUAUGAAAUGUUUCGGAACGAACGGGCCAUUCGUUUUGUCGUCAUGGUCACCCCAGAAGACCUCAAAGCCAAUGCAGAGUAUAUCAAGAUGGCUGAUCACUACGUACCCGUCCCAGGAGGGACAAACAACAACAAUUAUGCAAAUGUGGAACUCAUUUUGGACAUAGCUAAACGAAUUCCUGUUCAGGCUGUUUGGGCCGGUUGGGGCCAUGCCUCUGAGAACCCCAAACUUCCUGAAUUGCUACACAAGAAUGGCAUUGCUUUUAUGGGUCCACCUAGUCAGGCUAUGUGGGCUCUCGGGGACAAAAUCGCCUCUUCUAUCGUGGCCCAGACUGCUGGUAUCCCCACGCUACCCUGGAGUGGAGCAGGACUGACUGUAGAGUGGACGGAGAGUGACCAGAAGAAAGGCAUCAUCAAUGUUCCUCCUGAGCUGUAUGAGCAGGGCUGUAUACAUGAUGUGGAGUCUGGACUGAAGGCGGCUGAACAAGUGGGCUACCCUGUGAUGGUGAAGGCGUCUGAGGGUGGUGGAGGAAAAGGUAUCCGAAAGGUCAACGGUGCAGAAGACUUCCCCAACCUCUUCAGACAGGUUCAAACAGAGGUACCAGGCUCCCCCAUCUUUGUCAUGCGACUGGCCAAACACGCACGCCACCUGGAGGUUCAGAUCUUGGCUGAUCAGUACGGUAACGCUAUCUCUCUCUUCGGCCGUGACUGCUCCGUCCAGCGCAGACACCAGAAGAUCAUUGAGGAAGCUCCUGCUACUAUCGCUACCUCAGAUGUGUUUGAGAAUAUGGAGAAGUGUGCAGUAAUGCUGGCAAAGAUGGUUGGCUAUGUGAGUGCAGGAACUGUAGAGUAUCUGUACAGUCAGGACGGAAGCUUUUACUUUCUGGAGCUCAACCCUCGUCUUCAAGUGGAACAUCCUUGUACUGAGAUGGUGGCUGAUGUCAACCUGCCUGCUGCCCAGCUGCAGAUCGCUAUGGGCAUCCCACUUCACCGCAUUAAAGACAUCAGAGUGAUGUACGGGAUGCAGCCAUGGGGAGACUCACCUAUUGACUUUGAAGGGCUCUCUACCACCCCCUCUCCACGAGGACACGUCAUUGCAGCUCGAAUUACCAGUGAGAAUCCAGAUGAGGGUUUUAAGCCCAGCUCAGGUACCGUCCAGGAGCUGAAUUUCCGCAGUAAUAAGAAUGUGUGGGGUUACUUCAGUGUGGCAGCAGCUGGAGGCCUGCAUGAGUUUGCUGACUCUCAGUUUGGCCACUGCUUCUCCUGGGGAGAGAACCGAGAGGAGGCCAUCUCAAACAUGGUGGUGGCUUUGAAGGAGCUGUCCAUAAGAGGAGACUUCAGGACUACAGUGGAGUAUCUGAUAAAGCUUCUUGAGACGGAAAGCUUCCAGCACAACAGCAUCGACACAGGCUGGCUGGAUAGACUGAUCUCAGAAAAGAUGCAGGCAGAGCGUCCUGACACUAUGCUGGGAGUAGUGAGUGGAGCUCUGCACGUGGCUGAUGUCAACCUCAGAAACAGUGUGUCCAACUUUCUGCACUCGCUGGAGAGAGGUCAGGUUUUGCCUGCACACACCCUAUUGAACACUGUGGAUGUGGAGUUGAUCUAUGAGGGGACCAAAUAUGUUCUGAAGGUGACGAGACAGUCACCUAACUCUUACGUGGUCAUCAUGAAUAAAUCCUUAGCUGAGGUGGAUGUUCAUCGGCUGAGCGACGGAGGUCUGCUGCUUUCAUACGACGGCAGCAGCUACACCACCUAUAUGAAGGAGGAGGUUGACAGGUAUCGCAUCAUUAUCGGUAACAAGACGUGUGUUUUUGAGAAAGAGAAUGACCCAUCACUGCUGCGUUCGCCAUCUGCUGGGAAACUAAUCCAGUACAAUGUGGAGGACGGGGGACAUGUGUUUGCUGGACAGUGUUAUGCUGAGAUAGAGGUGAUGAAGAUGGUGAUGACUCUGAUGGCCUCAGAGUCUGGUUGUAUUCACUAUGUAAAGAGAGCAGGUGCAGUGCUGGAGCCAGGCUGCGUCAUCGGCAAAUUACAACUGGACGACCCAAGCAGAGUACAGCAGGCAGAACUGUUUACAGAAUCAUUGCCCAGUGUUCAGUGUGUGGCUCUGAGGGGAGAGAAGCUUCACAGGGUCUUUCACAGCACUCUGGAUCACCUGGUGCACAUCAUGAAUGGCUACUGUCUGCCAGAACCCUUCUUCAGUGCCAAGCUGAAGGAAUGGGUGGAGCGUUUGAUGAAGACUCUCAGAGACCCCUCUCUACCCCUGCUGGAGCUUCAGGACAUCAUGACCAGUGUUUCAGGCCGUAUUCCUCCUGCUGUAGAGAAAGCCAUCAAGAAAGAAAUGGCUCAGUAUGCCAGCAACAUCACCUCUGUGCUCUGCCAGUUUCCCAGCCAGCAGAUCGCCAAUAUCCUGGACAGUCAUGCGGCCACACUGAACAGGAAAUCCGAGAGAGAGGUCUUCUUCAUGAACACACAGAGCAUUGUGCAACUGGUUCAGAAGUACCGCAGUGGCAUCAGGGGUCAUAUGAAGUCAGUGGUGAUGGACCUCCUCAGGCAAUACUUGCGGGUGGAAGUUCAGUUUCAGCAUGGUCACUAUGACAAAUGUGUGUUUGCACUACGAGAGGAAAACAAAGGGGACAUGGCCAAUGUGCUCAACUACAUUUUCUCUCAUGCAAAAGUCACAAAGAAGAACUCUCUGGUCACCAUGCUCAUUGAUCAGCUGUGUGGGCGAGACCCCACUCUGACUGAUGAGCUCAUGGCUAUCCUCACAGAGCUAACCCAACUAAGCAAGACCACCAAUGCCAAGGUGGCACUGCGAGCACGCCAGGUUCUCAUUGCCUCUCAUCUUCCUUCAUAUGAGCUACGACACAAUCAGGUGGAAUCCAUCUUCCUGUCUGCAAUCGACAUGUACGGACAUCAGUUCUGCAUUGAGAACCUGCAGAAACUGAUCCUGUCCGAGACCUCCAUCUUUGAUGUACUGCCAAACUUUUUUUACCAUAGUAAUCAGGUUGUGAGGAUGGCUGCUUUAGAGGUGUAUGUUCGUAGAGCCUACAUCGCUUAUGAACUCAACAGCGUCCAGCACCGUCAGCUGAAGGACAACACCUGCAUCGUAGAGUUCCAGUUCAUGCUGCCCACCUCACACCCCAACAGAGGGAACAUCCCCACUCUAAACAGGAGACUGUCUGCCCCACCACAGGACUACAAAACUCCAGAUAUCCCAGCUAGCGAUAGUGCCUCUACAUGUCCAGCUAGUGUGACUGCUGAGAGUGAGGACAGGAUGUCCUUCUCCUCUAAUCUGAACCAUUAUGGUAUGGUCCAUGUGGCCAGCGUCAGUGACGUGCUGUUGGACACCUCCUUCACCCCGCCCUGUCAGCGCAUGGGCGCCAUGGUUUCCUUCCGCUCUUUCCAGGAGUUCACCAGGAACAUAAAGGAUGUGUUGAGCUGUUUCUCAGACUCUCCCCCCUCUACUCCAACCUUUCCUGAGGGGGGCAACCCUGUGCUGUACGGUGAAGAGGACAAGAGCAUGCAAGAUGAGCCAAUUCACAUCCUGAACGUGGCCAUAAAGACUGACAGUGACAUUGAUGACGACGGGCUGGCUGCCAUGUUUUGCGAGUUUACCCACUCCAAGAAAUCUCUGCUAUUUGAGCACGGCAUCCGAAGACUUACUUUCCUGGUCGCUCAGAAGGAUUUCAGGAAGCAGGUCAACUGUGAAGUGGACCAGAGGUUCCAUAGAGAGUUCCCCAAAUUCUUCACCUUCCGGGCUCGAGACAAGUUUGAGGAGGAUCGGAUAUACAGGCACUUGGAGCCUGCAUUAGCUUUCCAACUAGAGCUCAACCGUAUGCGUAACUUUGCACUGACAGCAAUCCCCUGUGCCAACCACAAGAUGCACCUGUACCUCGGAGCUGCCCGCGUUGAGGUGGGCGCUGAGGUCACAGACUACCGCUUCUUUGUCCGUGCCAUCAUACGGCACUCGGACUUAGUCACCAAGGAGGCAUCGUUUGAGUACCUGCAUAAUGAGGCAGAGCGCUUGCUGCUGGAGGCCAUGGAUGAGCUGGAGGUGGCCUUUAACAACACCACAGUGCGCACAGACUGUAAUCACAUCUUCCUCAACUUCGUCCCAACCGUCAUCAUGGACCCUUCUAAGAUCGAGGAAUCUGUUCGAUCGAUGGUCAUGCGUUACGGCAGUCGUCUGUGGAAGCUUCGUGUGCUUCAAGCCGAGCUGAAGAUCAACAUCCGUCUGACACCCACCGGCAAACAGAUCCCCAUCCGCCUCUUCCUGACCAAUGAAAGUGGCUACUACCUGGACAUCAGCCUGUACAAGGAGGUCACAGACUCCCGUACAGGACAGGUGGGGCAAAAAGAUCGACAGAUCAUGUUCCAGGCAUAUGGAGAUAAGCAGGGUCCUCUUCACGGUAUGCUCAUCAACACACCCUACGUCACUAAAGACCUGCUGCAGUCUAAACGUUUCCAGGCCCAGAGCCUCGGCACUACCUACGUCUAUGACUUCCCAGAGAUGUUCCGUCAGGCUCUAAGGAAACUAUGGCAGUCCGUGGACACGCAUGCCAAACUGCCAAAGUGCCCUCUUCCAUCUGAACUGCUCACCUUCACAGAGCUAGUUCUUGAUUCUCAGGGUCAGCUGGUGCAGAUGAACCGCCUACCUGGAGGAAAUGAGAUUGGCAUGGUGGCAUGGAGGAUGACUCUUCGAACCCCUGAGUACCCGACUGGUCGUGAGAUUAUCGUCAUCAGCAAUGACAUCACACAUAAAAUUGGCUCGUUCGGCCCAGAGGAAGAUGUUCUUUUCCUGCAGUCAUCAGAGAUGGCAAGGGAAAGUGGCAUCCCACGAAUCUACAUCGCUGCCAACAGCGGAGCGCGGAUUGGCCUGGCAGAGGAGAUCAGACACAUGUUCCAUGUAGCCUGGCAGGACCCGGCAGAUCCGUACAAGGGCUUUAAGUACCUGUACCUCACACCUCAGGACUAUAAGAAGGUGUCAGCGCUGAACUCUGUGUACUGUGAGCAUGUGGAGGAUGAGGGAGAGUCCAGGUAUAAGAUCACUGAUAUCAUUGGUAAAGAGGAGGGAUUGGGUGUGGAGAACUUGAGAGGUUCUGGCAUGAUAGCGGGAGAAUCAUCACUGGCAUAUGAGGAGAUCAUCACCAUGAACCUGGUAACAUGUAGGGCCAUUGGAAUUGGUGCAUACCUGGUGCGACUGGGUCAGAGAACCAUACAGGUGGAGAACUCUCACAUCAUCCUGACUGGAGCUGGAGCUCUCAAUAAGGUUCUGGGUCGUGAGGUGUACACCUCUAAUAACCAGCUGGGUGGAGUACAGAUCAUGCACAAUAAUGGAGUCACACAUACCACCGUAUGUGACGAUUUUGAAGGAGUGUAUACAUUACUGCAUUGGCUGUCUUUCAUGCCGAAGAACAAGUCCAGUCCUGUGCCUCUGCUGGCCGCUAACGAUCCCAUUGACCGGCCAGUGGAAUUUGUGCCCACCAAGGCACCCUAUGACCCACGCUGGAUGCUGGCAGGACGUCCCAGUCAGAACAAUAAGGGUGUGUGGGUGAGCGGGUUCUUUGACCAUGGCUCUUUUCUGGAGAUCAUGCAGCCGUGGGCACAAAGUGUAAUCGUAGGUCGGGCCAGAUUGGGUGGGAUACCAACUGGAGUUGUUGCAGUGGAAACCCGCUCUGUGGAACUGUCAAUUCCAGCAGACCCGGCUAAUCUUGACUCAGAAGCCAAGAUAAUCCAGCAGGCAGGGCAGGUGUGGUUCCCCGACUCUGCCUUUAAGACCGCACAGGCCAUUAAAGACUUCAACAGAGAGGGGCUUCCACUCAUUGUGUUUGCCAACUGGAGGGGCUUCUCUGGAGGCAUGAAAGACAUGUAUGACCAGGUGCUGAAGUUCGGAGCGUAUAUCGUGGACGGGCUAAGAGAGUACAGACAGCCGGUGCUGGUCUAUAUCCCUCCUCAGGCAGAGCUGAGAGGAGGAUCAUGGGUUGUUAUAGAUCCCACCAUCAACCCUCGUCACAUGGAGAUGUAUGCAGAUAAGGACAGCCGUGGUGGCGUGCUGGAGCCCGAGGGCACAGUGGAGAUCAAAUUCAGGAGAAAAGAUCUUGUGAAGACUAUGAGGCGGGUGGAUCCUGUGUACAUGGGGCUUGCAGAAAGACUCGGCACCCCAGAGUUGAGUGUGUCAGAGCGUAAAGAUCUGGAGAGUAAACUGAAGGAGAGAGAGGAGUUCUUGCUGCCCAUAUAUCAUCAAGUAGCUGUGCAAUUUGCUGAUCUUCAUGACACACCAGGCCGCAUGCAGGAAAAAGGUGUCAUCACUGAUAUCCUGGAAUGGCGAACAUCUCGGCAGUUCUUCUACUGGCGUUUGCGACGGUUAUUGCUGGAAGACACGGUGAAGAGGAAAAUACAGUGUGCUAACAGUGAGCUGACGGAUGGGCAGGUCCAGGCCAUGCUGCGACGCUGGUUUGUGGAAGCAGAGGGAGCUGUCAAAGCGUAUCUGUGGGACAGUAAUGAGGAUGUUGUGGAGUGGUUGGAGAGGCAGCUGACCGAGGAAGAGGGUGCCAGAUCUGUCGUUGAUGAGAAUAUAAAAUAUAUCCGCAGAGACCAUAUUAUCAAACAGAUCCGCAGCCUUGUUCAAGCUAACCCGGAGGUGGCCAUGGACUCUAUUGUUCACAUGACCCAGCAUAUUUCCCCCACGCAGCGUGCUGAGGUGGUCCGCAUUCUGUCCACCAUGGACGCCCCUGCUUCCCCAUAGAGCCUCGUCUACACACAAACAUCUUAGAGCCUGGGAAAAGAGUAACUGGAAACUGGAACUAGAGGAGCCAACAUGGCUGUGCUGUGACUGACCUAACACUGUUGGCUAUGAUUCAUAGAGUUACGACAGACAUUUUCUGUACUAGCUAUUAGUACUCUAAUAGAACUUUUGGAAUGCACAAAGAUGGAAUUAAAAAAAAAGCUGCUUUUUUAGGACGUUUCAUUUAUUUUCCUUUUAGUUUUUUUGUAGGACUUCAUAGAUUACUGUAUGAGAGAGAGAGAGAGAGAGAGAGAGAGAGAGUGAGUUUAACUGUGAUAACAGCUUACAGAUUCAUAGCAAGUAGAAUAUCUUGGAUAAACUACACUUCCUCUAAUAAAAGUCAGGUUUGAGUGUAUCACAGUUGCAUCACACAUAAUCGAAGCAUGUGCGUGCUACAUUUACAAAUGCAGACCGUGCAGAUUUUGAAAGCGGUUAAGACUUUCUUUCACCCCGCCUACACUGACAGUGCACAACAUGAUAAAACUAGUUUGUUCCCGCUCUUCGUUACUAUGAAAGCUAUUUAGUUGUUGAGUAACUUUGCUUGCUUCAUAAACACUCUAUUUUCUAAACAUGCAGGAUGGUUGUUUGAGCCGUAUGAACGCAUCGGUUUGUUGCGCUAAUGUUUCACCCGCUUGUGGCUUAACCAAAAGACAUUUUUUUUAAUGAUGUUUAUCCACAGGUAUGGUAUGUAUUAUUAUAAAUAUGCUGUUUAUGUUUUAGCAUAGUUGAAAUAAAAGUCAUUAAUAACUUAUUAAACAAUCAUGUUUAAAAAAACAAACUAGGUGCUGCACACUUUAGUUCAACAUGGCCGUAGAAAAUUCCACAGAUAUUUAGGGUAGUUGAAUUUGAUUACCAUAUAAAUAUUCUAGAAUCACACACCAGGAGUGGAGUGUAGUGUAGACAUAUCAACUU